Prorocentrum cordatum is the source of this 1154-nucleotide messenger RNA. The record is from the annotation of a GenBank genome assembly. Lineage: Eukaryota; Dinophyceae; Prorocentrales; Prorocentraceae.
CUGCCGUGCUCGAGCCUCCUGGGUGCCGCGCGCGGCAGUUCGGCGCGCCCGACGCCGCCCGGCCUAGGUCUCUCGCCGCCAUGCCCCCUCGCGCCCAGCUGUCGCCGUUCCUUCGCGGCGUCGUGUGCGGCCUCUUCCUGACCGGGUCCACUUACCAGGAGAUCGCCGACGAGGUCGCGAAGGAGGACGGCAGCCACCCGUGCCAGCAGACGGUGGCCGCGACCAUCCGCUGCGUGGAGAAGAACGGCGGUCUCGCUUUUGACGGGGGGAGACUUUCCCAGGCUGGCCGCCCGCGCAGCACGGGGACGGCUCUGGACCGCCAGAUCCUGCGCCUCGCGCACAAGCACCGCGGCCGCGCGGUGGUGACGGCCCAACACGUGCGGAAGAUGAUCAAGGCAGCGCGCAAGGUGAGCAUCCGCACGGCGCAGCGGCGCUUGAGCGAGGCGGGGCUCGCUUGGCUUCGGAGGCGCCUCAAGUCCAUAGUGCCGCAGGUGAGUCGGCUCGACUUUGCCGCGUGGACUCUUGCGCGCACCGCGACCACUUUGGCGCGGUGGGCGUGCACCGACGGCGUAGUAUUCUUCAUGGCCCGCGACCAUUCCGAGUUGGAGUCGCACCGGCGCGGCGCAUUGGGCCCGUAUGCGUGGCGCCAGGCAGACGGUUCGGGCGGCCUGUGCGAGGAGCGCAUUGGGCCGUCAGCCUAUUGGAAGGCGCAGGGCCAUCCGGUGCGAAUAUGGGGGCUGCUCGUGGCAGGGAUGCUGUUCGUCUACGUCAUACCUCAAGGCCAGACGAUGAACCGCUGGUGGUACGAGUGGACCAUCAACCACAAGUUCCCUGCGUGGCUGCGAAAGGCGACGGGGAGCGACCGCGGGGCAUUUUUGGUUCAAGAUCACGAGCGGUGCUUCUGGAUCGAGGAGCCGCACUGCGCCUUGCGCGAGCAGGGCAUCAACCUCUCGGAGCAUUAUCCGAGGUGCAGCCAGGAUUUGAACGCGAUCGAAAACGCGUGGCGAGAGGUGCGAGCUCGCCUUGCCGCCACAGAGCCGGACUCCAUGGAGACCAGAGACCAGUUCAUCGUUCGCCUUCGCGCGGCGGUGGCAUGGGUCAACGUGCGCCGCCGGGCGUACUUGGUCAAGAUCUGCACAGAUCAGAAGGAGCGG